CCCUCCUCUUCUCCCCCCCCUCCUCUUCUCUCUGCCCCCCCCUCCCGGCCGUUGGCACGCUUGACACCCUCGCGAAGAGACCCCCGGGGUCCUUGAACGCCGACGCGCGCCGGCCUCCUCCUCCUUACCUCUUCUUUUCCUGCCCCUUCACCUUCUCGCGCUUGGGCCACUUCAUCUGGCACCCGCGUGCGUCGCCUCAACCAUGUCGCUCGUCGUCCUGCCUCGCAGCGCUAGCCGCGAGGGCGGCUACCAGGUCAACGACAUGGUCUCUGGCUCCUCCGAUGAUGACGCGUCAUCCACUGCCUCGGAGGGCUUUAUCGACCGGCGACCAAAGGGCAAGGGCAAUUCCCUGUCGUUCUUGGAAACCAUGCGCCUUUUCCUGGCCCGGCUGCGGCUGGCUGUCAUCUAUGUGAUGCGCGAUUCGCGUCGGGAUGCGCGUUCCCUGUCGAUCGGUGUUCUGACGGUCUUCCUGAUCGUUUGCUUCCUCAGCCUCAUCCAGAAUGUGCUCCCGCGCAUUCCGCACAUUUUCAGCCGCCUGUCCGAGGACCAGGUCGGCCAGUUCGAUGUGAUGCUGGCGCCGGACCUCCAGCGGACCACAUUGAAUGGGGACCACUUCGCCGGGUAUGACACCACGGUCGGCCCGCCGGCCUGGUUCAAGCCCCCUUCCGCCACCGACCCCCCGGUGGUCGAUGCCACGCAGCAAUCCAUCUUGCUGAACUUCACGGAGAUCGCAUCUCGGCUGUACCCCCCCGGUGCGCCGGGACAGCCGGUGGCCGAAUGGCAGCUCCCCUACGUUGGUCACAGUGCCCUUGGCGCCUUUCCCCGGUGGUACAUCCCUGUCAAUGUGACCCUCCCCAUGCAGGUGGGUGCCCCGGCCGAGGCGGGAUCCAGCGGCAGUGCGUCUGGCCAGUCGCGGCUGCCUUCGACCGGUCGUCGUGGCAUUGCCUCUGUCACGGCGACCGCGGUGGCCGACCCCCCAAUCGUCCAGGCCACAGUCAUGGUGAUCGACUCGCAGCUGGAAUCGGACAUUGCCGUUGGUGCUGGCUGGAAGUUCCGGCCGAUUGGUGCCGGGGAGGCGCACGUUCGUGGCUCCACCCUCCGGUCACUCGGUUUGCGCCCGGGCGCCGGCGAUCCGAUUCAUGUUCUGAUGGACUUGUACCCGGUCAUUCAGGGUCUCGGUCUGUUGCCCGACAAUCUGCCUGAGAGCAUUCCACUGGAUGGUAUUGUCCUUCCUCCGGGUGUCACUCUCCCACCGGGCUUUACCCUUCCGCCGGGCGUCACUCUUCCACCAGGUGUCACUCUUCCACCUUCCCCAGGUGGCCAGAGUGUCGGCACCAUGCGCCAGGCUCGUUUCCUCGUCGAAGACGAGUAUGACAUCGCCUCGACGGGGUCUGCCUCGGCUCCUGCUUCCGGCUCGGCUCCUGCUUCCGGCUCGGCUCCUGCUUCCGGUUCGGCUCCUGCUUCCGGCUCAGCUCCAGGCUCCAGCUCAGCUCCUGCUUCCGGCUCAGCUCCUGUUUCUGGCUCCGCUCCUGCUUCUGGCUCCGCUCCUGCUUCUGGCUCCGCUCCUGCUUCUGGUUCGGGUCCUGCUUCCGGCUCCGCUCCUGCUUCCGGCUCAGCUCCAGGCUCCAGCUCCAACCCCGGCUCUUCCCCAGGUUCUAGUUCCUCCCGGGUUGGGUCGUCCGGCUCCGGUUCUGGCUCCGGCUCUGAGGCCCUUCCUCCCGGAGCGUCCAUUCGCCUGGCCGACUUGUUUGUCCUGAACCGGAACUACGUGGUUGUCGAUGCGAUCGAGCGCCCGGGUGGCAAGUUCCCCACAGCCCUCCUUGGCGAUACCGUGGUCCUCGAUUUGCAUGCCUUCGAGUACGACCUGAAGUCCACCAUGGAGAUGGCCCUCAACUCGCAAGCCGUGCGCCUGCUGGCCGCCUCGAAUAAUGCCACUGCCGAACUCGAUGAGGCACUGGCCCGGAUCCGUGAUUUCCACCUGGCCGAUCAUGCCAUGUUGGUCGGUGUGAAGUUCAGCCAGCGCGGGGACCUCUACUCGCAGCAGGACAAUGCCCUGGUCGCCGCUCUUGUGGGGGCCAGCGAUACGGUCAUGUCGGUUCUGUCUGCCGAGCCGCAUCUCUUGGGUCCUGGGGCCGUGGCGCCGAUCAGCCAGUUGCUGGCCUCGCCGCGUGUCUCCUCCGGUGACCGUGUUGGCGUCAAGGGGUCCUUCGGCGGCGGGGUUGAUGCCUUUGGUGAUCAGGACCCCAACCGGAUGGACUUUGCCGAUUCGCUCGGCAUCCUGGCCGGUGGGCCGGCCGGCAUCCUGUCCGCAGCCGCCUCCAAGCCUGGGCCCUCACCCGACGAGGUGGCGGUUCUCUCCUCGGAAGUGACUUUCCCCGUGUAUGACACGCUGCAGCAGACAUCCUUCAUCCGGCUGUCGCUGGAUCAGCUAUUCUUCAUCGCCAUCGGCACCCUGGUCCUGCUGGCAGUGCUGCUGGUGUUUUCCCUUCUGCUGGAGGACGUCGAGGGCAAAACCUAUGAGUAUGGCAUGCUCCGAACCAUGGGCAUGCCGGUGACAUUUGUGAGCGCAAUUGUCGUGGUCCAGUCUCUCUUCUUCUCGAUCCCCGGCAUUUCGGUCGGCCUCAUGAUUUGUUUCCUGCUCCACGCCCCAAUCGAGAUGUUCAUCUCCAACUAUGUUGGCCUGCCGCUGCAGAUGGGUCUCGGCUGGCAAGCAGUCGUCCAGGGCAUCGUUCUUGGCAUUACCUUGCCGUUGAUUGGGACACUGGUGCCCAUCCGUCGUGCCCUUGGCCGUACCCUGCGCGGGGCUUUGGAUCUCUAUCACAACACGGCCAACGACUCGCUGGUCACCGUGCGGAAGCUCACGGACAUCGGCUUCAACCCCCUUGAAACCACGGUGGCUCUCAUCCUCGUUGGCUUGGGCGUCCUGGUAUACUACCUGGUUCCACUGUCGUUCAUCUUCAACAACCUCGGCCUCUUUUUCAGCGUAUUGUCGGUGAUUCUCAUCACCAUGGUCGUUGGACAGGUUCUGAUUGCCCAGGCCGUGGACCUGGCCUUUGAGAAGCUGUGGGUCUGGAUUUUGAUGUGGGGCGAGGACCGCAUCCUGGCACCGCUGGUUAUCAAGAACCUGGUUGCCCAUCGGUCACGUAAUCGCAAGACCGCCAUCAUGUUCACCAUGUUGGCGGCCUUCGUCAUUUUCGCCGCCUCACUCUUCGUCCUGCAAGCCCGGUCCAUCCCGUCUGCCACGAAAUCCCUGCUGGGGUCCGACAUCCUGGUCAUGUCUACCUAUGGCAUUGAUCAUCCCCUGCCGGUACCCGAGCUGCGUGCUUAUCUCGACCGUUUCCGGACCCAGAACCCGACCAUCGACUCUCCGAUUGAUUCCCAGUUCGCGAUUGUCAAUGAUAUCUCCUUCUUCACCUUCCCCCUGGCCAGCUACCCUGGCCUGGACCGGACAUACAUCCGCUCGGCGGUGACCAUCAAGUCCAAGUAUGCCAAUUUCCAGGGCGUUGAUCAGAACUAUCUGGAUGUCGCAUUUGACGACUAUCUUCUCCUGGAGAAGCCAGUCAAUGCCCAAUUCGAGCAGACCCUCAAUACCCUGCCAAAGACCACGCCUCUGGGCCACCGGAACCCGGUGCGUGCGCUGUACAGCCCGCCCUCUGGCUUCUCCACCGGAUUGGAGAUCGAUCCGCCGCCUGGUGGCUCCUCCUCCAGCGGCCCACCGGUUCUGCCCGACUCGGCCCCUCCAUACUUCAGUUUUGAUUUCAGCUCCAGCCCCUCGGGUCAAGAUACUCGUCUUGAGGCGUACUACGAGUCACAUGGGCUCCUUUAUGCGCAUCGCUAUCCCUGCCUCAUCUCAAGCCAAAUUGCCUCCUCGACGUACAUCGAUGUCAACACCGACCUGCUGCUCUCGGUGCAGGAUGCCAGCGGAUCGGAUAGCUACCUCUUUAGUGCGGUGGCUCUGGUGCGCAAGCUCCCCGGGUUUGGUGGCUUCAACCAGUUCCAGGCUAGUGGCUCGCCGAUGCUCGUCAACAAUGACAUCUUUGCCAAGGUCCUGCGGCGCGUGCACGAAAAGGCCAGCCUCCCCGUGCCGCCGGUCAAACAUGAGCGUCUGCUCAUUCGUGUCUUGCCCGAGGCCUCGCCCUUGCAGAUUGAGCAUAUCGUCAAUGGUCUGACCUCGCUGCUGACCGAGGUCGAGGGGGCCGAGGUGGUCAAUAUCCGAGACCAGGUGGCUCAGACUUCCUUCGCGUCGGACAUGAUUUUGCUUUUCUUCUUCAUUGUCUCCGGCGUCGGCAUGAUCUUCUGCUUCUGUGUCCUCUGGCUGAGUUUCACGGCCAACGUCCGGGAGAAUGCCUGGGAGUAUGGUGUUCUGCGGGCCGUUGGACUGAACGCGCAAACCGUCACUCGCCUGUACAUCUACGAGGCUUUUUCGAUCGUCAUCUCGUGUUUGAUCCUGGGCACACUCAUUGGCAUUUCCACAGCCACCAUCCUCACGUUGCAGAUCAACCUCUUUACGGAAAACCCCUUCGACUUCUACUUCCCUGUGGAGCUCUUCGUCUUUGUGGUGGUCCUCUCUUGCGGAGUGGCCGCCAUCGGGAGUAUUGCCCCAGCACGCGAACUCAGUCAGAAGGAGAUUGCUGUUGCCCUUCGUGGUCUGUGAGAGCCGGCCAGAUCGUGCUCCUCUCGUCCAUUUUCUCCCUCUUUCCCUCUCAUCUCCCCUCCCCCCCCCCUCUCUCUGUCUCUCUUCCUUCCCUCGACACAUUUCCACCUCUCCCCCAUUUGCGCGGCCAAUAGUUCUCCCAGCCGUGUUCCUUCCCUCUUUCCCCCUCCAUUGUAAUACUUUGCUUCGGUGCCGUGCGCAUAGGCGCAGACAUGUUAGAUUAGCUACUCGCCAGGCGAGUCCCUUCUCACCGGGCUGCAUUGUAUCAAACACUACACUUCCCUGUCUCCUGUCUGCCUCUAUGCGUGCACAUACGUGAGUAUGUCUGGGUUCAUUCAUACACAUACACACACAUACACACACAAAUGCG
Messenger RNA from Fonticula alba, 5024 nucleotides. RefSeq lists its product as hypothetical. The record is from RefSeq and is a predicted model, not a curated record. The transcript has 16 exons. The coding region runs from base 203 to 4654 and encodes 1483 amino acids. Lineage: Eukaryota; Rotosphaerida; Fonticulaceae. Gene Ontology annotation, cellular component: membrane.